GUCCGAUGGACAUGUCGUCACUUCCUUUCUGCGUCCUCAUUGGUUCCCGUAGCUGACCCCGCCUCUCACCGGAAGCGCGGGAAAGUGUGUUUGUUUGGUGGAGGGCAGAAGGAGAAGGAGAAGUUACGGUGUGAUGGAGGUGGACAUCCUGGAGUUCAAGGUUCCUGUGGAGAACAACAAGACUCUGUUUGUAUGGGACAUCCAGCCGUCUCACACAGAGACCCAAAUCUACGACGGGUUGUCCCGCGUCUUCUCGUCCUUCGGUCCUCUCUACCUGCUGAAGGUGUGUCCCAACGCUCCGCUCAACCCGCCCGGGUUCUACGCCCUCAUCAAGUUCUACUCUGCUGCUCAGGCCUCAAAGGCCCAACGGCAGACUGACGGCCGGCCGCUGCUCCAGAGCUCUCCACUCAAGGUGAGGCUGAGCUCCAAACAGACUCCUCACUUCCUGUCUGACAACAGCAGACCUCUGAGCCACGCCCGCUGCCUGGAACUGGCCAAUCACUGCCUGGGAUUCAACGGCUGGACCUCUGACAUCAUCACACUGAAGGAGCUCACCAACGAAGAAGAAGAUGAGGAAGGUGAGGAGGAGGAAGGUGGAGGCAGACGGAGGAGGCUGAGGUUCGGCUGUCUGCUGCAGCUCUCCUUCCCUCAUCACGGACAGACGACCAGAGCAGCAGCAGUGGUGGAGGACAGCUUCACCUGCACAGGUCCAGAUGUUCUGCUACAGAAACGCUGUAAACUACAGAAGAUGGUCAGAGAGAAAGCUCUGGUCCAGGCCUUCACUGCAGUACUACUCAUACUACUAGGUGACGGUAAAGUGAUGGUGGAGGUGAAACAGACCUCAGACCAGCUCCUACCUGAGCAGACUGAAGGACUCCUCUAGGAACAUAAACUCUUCUUCGUGGACAAAUCUUAACUCGCUACAACUGCUUCCAACUGCUUCCAUUCAGAAGAUUGAUGCCUUUUGACUGUAACAGAAGCCUUUGAAAACCAGCAACAGUUCACACUUUUCACUUUUUUGUUGUUGUUUAUUCACUAACAAAAGCAGAAUUCCCACAUUGUUUUUCCAAUUACAAAUAUAUUUACAAAAAUAUUUCUUCAAUGCAAUAUAUUUUUAGAGCAAAGCUGGGAUUGCUAUGAUUACUGUACUUGAUAUGCACCCUAAUGAAACUCAACCAUCCAUGUUUUCCUUGAUGAAUGAUGGUUAUAUGAAUCCCAAUUGCUUACAGUGAAGUCCCUCAGUGUAGGAUUUGAAAUGUCUUUCUUUUGGCACCAUCUGAUGGUCAUAUCAAGAAUUACACUAUGGUAGACAGCAGCUGUCUGGUCAUGGGUUUCCCUUUAUAAUAUCUUAUCUACCUUAUAUGGGAAAAAUGUGAGAAUAUUUUGAGAAGUGUAGGACUGUAAAAGAGUAAUAAAGGAUAUAUCUGAAAGCAUUUUUGAUACUGAUCUUAACACAUUCUCCAACCAAACCAAUAGUGUUCUUCCUCUCUUGUCCUGCUUGUGGUUAACACAAAACUGCAUAGGGUUAAAAAGUUGUGUUAUUGUCCAGUGGUAAGGCUGUUUCAAGCAUGGACUAUAGUUUAUAAAGUGACUGGCGAAUCAAUUUGAAUGUGUGAGAGUGAAACACAGGUGACUCGUAUUAUACUU
Molecule: messenger RNA, 1647 nt
Organism: Sebastes umbrosus (honeycomb rockfish)
Lineage: Eukaryota; Metazoa; Chordata; Actinopteri; Perciformes; Sebastidae
Product: RAD52 motif-containing protein 1-like
Exons: 8
Coding region: 134-883 (249 amino acids)
Cellular component (GO): nucleolus
Molecular function (GO): RNA binding
Source: RefSeq, a predicted model, not a curated record